This is a messenger RNA of Cryptococcus wingfieldii CBS 7118, 3834 nucleotides long. RefSeq lists its product as hypothetical. The coding region runs from base 1 to 3834 and encodes 1277 amino acids. The record is from RefSeq and is a predicted model, not a curated record. The transcript is spliced from 8 exons. NCBI's taxonomy places the organism in Eukaryota, Fungi, Basidiomycota, Tremellomycetes, Tremellales, Cryptococcaceae.
AUGUCCCAUCCCCCCUCCCGCAACUCCUCCGUCCCCCGCCUCCGCGCCCCUUCAACCCUCCGCAGCCCCCCCUCCCCCCGCUACUCCACCGCCCCCUCCAUCUCCCUCGUCUUUGCCCACGGCUCAUCCGACACGCCCCGCCCCGCACCUUCCAACAACCCCGCCCGCUCGGGGUCAGCUAGCGAAGAAGCGCUGUCGAGGCAGCUGGAUGGCGCUUCUGGAGGGCGGCAUAUGGGCUUGAGGAGUCGACGGAGCAGUACGGCGACGACGGCGACGACGGCGACUAUGGGUGGUACGAACGGCGGCGAGCGGCAAGAGAGUGGGAGUGUACUGUCAGAAGAGCCGGAAGAUAUUGGGGAUACGGUAUCGUCGCCAUUGGCCGGACCCUCUUCGCUGCCCAUGGGCUCGGAGGGUAGCAAAAGGCAGGCGGAUGGGGAAGCUGGCUCGGAGAUGGCAGGUGGCGGGAGAGAGUCGAUCAAGCGCAAGCUUAACGGCAAGGCCUCAAGCGCGUGGCUCAAGUGGUCCUCUGCUACGUCGAAACUGCCUCCCAAUGUGUUGCCUGGAGGGUCCGCGAAGGGGAAGGAGAGAGCUGUCGACGAGGAGGACAAGGGCAAUCCUGAUCAAAUCGCUUCGGAAUCCCCACCUAUCGAUGCCCCUGUGACAUCCGACACCGAAUCACCGAUGCACACCCUCCCCCCGACCGACCCUCCGCCUAAAACAGAGCCCCUAGCAGUCCCCAAACCCGCAGAUCUCAAACGCACGCCCUCCACUAGAUCUUCCUCCCCUCUCAAAGAUGCCACCCAAGAGCAAAGAGAUGAGAUUAUGCGUACGCGCAAGCCUUCGGGGAUGGGGAAGGGGGAUAGAGGGGGGUGGUGGAGGUCGUUGUCGAGGGGGACGAAGGGUUUGGGGGUGGAGAAGGAGAAGGAUGGGAAGGCAGGUUCUGGACCGGGAGAGGAGAGUGGGAAGGUGGUUAAGCCGGAAGAGGCUCAGCAAUCCUCGCCAAAGACCAAUGUACCCGCCCCUCCUACUGAAGACGACCCUACCCCUAUCCCCACGAGCGAACCCUCCUCCCUUCCGCCCUCCAAGUCCGAACCCGAACCAGCGCCCAAACCCCCCGCGCCCGAACCCGCAGCUCCCGAGCCUCUACCCUCGGCCUCGCCUUCGACCACCCAAACGUCUCCCCCGCCUACACUUGAGCCAGAGUUCAAGCCUACGAACAAUGCGCCGUCGUUGUCAUCUGCUAGGGGCUGGAAGGAUUAUUUGAGCUGGUCGAAGGCGAAUUCGCCUGGCGGGAGUGUAUCAGAGAGUGGAGAGGGUAGUGCACCCAGUGAUGGAGUCGGUCUCGAACCUCCCUCCGACGAACGGCCCUCCGACCCCGACUCAACCCCGAAAGCGGCUCAACCCCCUUCUACAUGGUCAUCCUACUUUUACGCCCUCGUCGCCGAGCAAAAGGCCAAAGCUUCUGCUCCCGAAGCCGCCCGGCCUGUAGAGCCUACGGCGGUGGACGAAGAGCAGAUGCCCAUCCCCGCCCUGCCUACCGACGUCCGAAAACCUCCUCCAGCUCCUGAACCAUUCGCAACCCCAUUUGCGACACCGUCCUCCCAUACCGAGCCCGCUUCCCCUUCUUCAUCUCCGCUUCGCCCGCCCAAUCCGGCGAACGGGAACGUGUCGAGCAGUAGGCGAUCCUCGGCGGCUGGGUGGUUGAAUUACCUGGCGUUUAGGGCUAGUCAGAAGAAGGUCGAUGCUGGGGCGGGGUCGGGGUCCGUGGAUACGGGCACGGAAGAAUCGAGUGUCAUGGACUUUUCGAAUGAUCCACAUUUCCCUGCCGACCCCCCUGUUUCGGGGAUCAAUCCGAAUCAGCUUGCGCCCCCGAGUGGGAAGGAGACUAGUAGGGGCAGGGAGGGAGGGAGGGAGAGGGAGAGGGAGAGGGGGGGAGGGGCGGUUUCGGUCACGCCGAAGGCUUCGCAGAAUUUGGAGGUGGCGAGGAAGAGGUUGUCGAGUGCUUCGUCUGUGUCGAAUGGGACGACGGGGUCUGUAUCGACUUCUCCCAAUCCGAAAUCGUCUCAGGCGAGCCCGAAUAAGAUGACGAAGAAUGGAUCUGCUCUUCCUCAUCCCCUCCCGCCGAGCGUACAGCCGAAUCUCGUCAUACCCACCUUCGCUACCACUUUCGACCGCCCUCCGAGAUCAUUCUUACCCCUCCCUCCUACGUCGCCUCCGUCGUCCCCGACAGCCAAGCAAGAGCAGAGGGGCCUGGCAGCUACAACAACGGGGUACGCUUGGAAAGCGCUUGGAGCGGUGGGGAGUUAUAUGUAUGGGGAAGCACCGCCCAAGACCACGUCGGAGAGUCUGAAGGAAGAUGAAGGAGAGACAAGGGGAAGGGGGGAGGGGAGGAAGGUUGGAGGGGAUUUGCCGAGGAGGGUGGGGCUAGGAGUGGGGGGGCCGGAUGAUGGGUGGAAGAAUGUGAGAAGGGUGGUUGUUAUUGGUGUGCAUGGGUGGUUCCCGGCAAAGAUGUUGAAUUCUGUUAUUGGGGAGCCGACGGGGACGUCGGUCAAGUUUGCGAAUAUGAUGGGGCAGGCUGUCAAGCAGUUUUUCGAUGAGAAGGGGGUGGAUGAUUUGAGGUUGACGCUCAUGCCGCUCGAGGGAGAGGGGACGAUUGAUUCUCGAGUCGACAAGCUGUACAAAGCGUACCUCUCCAAUCCUGCUUGGAUCAACGACCUCCGCCGCGCCGACGCCAUCUUCUUCGCCGCCCACUCCCAAGGCUGCAUCGUCACCACCCACCUCAUCUCCCGUAUGAUCGCCCAAGGCCACAUCCGCACGUCCCACAACGCCGAAGCCGUCUCCCGCUGCGAAUGGGCAUUCGGCCCCAUCGGCGUCGUGCCCCCUUCUUCCCCCCAUCGACGGCACUCGUCCGAACAACAUUCUUCCAGUAUCCCGGGGGCGGAGGGGGGCAAGCAGAAGGUGGCGAUGUUGUCGAUGUGCGGGGUGCAUCUGGGGCCGCUGUAUUCGAUAAGCACGUCGAGCGUGAUACAGCCGUAUUUGCAGUGGUUUGAGAAUGCGGCGGCGAGAGAGUUGUUUGAGUUUCAGGAUACGACUUCGCCGGUUAGUUUGGCGUAUCAGAGGGCGUUAGCGAUGGUUUUGGAGAAUGAGGUGAGAGUGGUGUUGUUGGCGUCGUUGAAUGAUCAGGUUGUGCCGAUAUAUGGAGCUUCCUUCAGCUGUGCGACCCAUCCCCUACUCCUUCGAGCCCUCUACGUCGACGGCGCAUCUUAUACGCAAUCCGACUUUAUGACAAACUUGCUUUGUUUCGCCUUCAUGUUGAGAAACGCGGGUAUCGAUGAUGAGCGUCUGGUGGAGCAUUUGAGCGAGGCGACGGCGGGAGGUCUGACCGGACUCGGCCAUUCAACACCUUACGAAGAACUAUCCUCCUUCUCCCUCGCCGUCAACUACCUCUUCUACGCCACCCCCGCUCGUAAACCUCUCCCCCCUCUCCAGAUCGAACCCUUCAACGCUCGAGAUGCCCGGAACGACUUUGAGCUGCCGUGGAUUAUGAGGGCGCUUGUGGAUGCGCCGGAAGUGAAGGACUUGUUCCCGGGAGAGCUGAAGGAUUUGAAAGAGGGGAUAGUGCAUUGGAAGCCGGUUACGAGGACGUUGAAGGAUAUCAAGCGACGGCUCGAGCCCAUGGCCGGACGUCAAUCUCGUCUUCGCCCUCUACCCAACUCCCCCUCCUCCGCCUCUCUCGUUUCUCAAGGCGCCGCCGAUCACCAUACCGGUACGAGUCCAGUCAAUAGCAAGAAUCUUACUGCAGGUAAGAAGACCCAUCAGCGAAGUAAGAUUUAG